GAGAAUUUAAAACUUAUUUAAUUUCAUUUUUGGUUGAUUUGAUUAUUCUCUCACUUUCAGUUUGCUCUAAUUUGGAGUUAGACGCGGAUCUGUGAGAUCUAGAGGAGGAAGAAGAAGAAGAAGACAAUGGCAUCCAUGGGGUCAGGACCAGAUCAUCUAUUCAACCUGAGAAACAACUUUUACCUGGGUGCGUUUCAAGCGGCGAUCAACAACAGCGAGAUCCCUAAUCUUUCGCAGGAGGAUAUCGUCGAGCGCGAUUGCCUCGUCCACCGCUCUUACAUCGCUCUCGGUAGCUACCAGCUUGUCAUCAAUGAGAUCGACGAAGCGUCCGCUACUCCUCUGCAGGCUGUCAAGCUCCUUGCUAUGUAUCUAUCGAGUCCUGAAUUUAAGGAAUCAAGCAUUUCAAGCUUGAAGGAAUGGUUGGCAGAUCCAACCGUAGGAAACAAUGCUACUAUUCGUUUGAUUGCUGGUACUAUAUUCAUGCAUGAGGAAGACUAUAAUGAGGCUCUGAAACACACUCAUUCUGGAGGAACCAUGGAUUUGCAUGCUUUGAAUGUCCAGAUAUUCAUAAAGAUGCAUAGAUCAGAUUACGCAGAGAAACAGCUGAGAGUGAUGCAACAGGUUGAUGAAGACCACACACUCACUCAACUCGCAAGCGCAUGGUGGAACCUGGCAGUAGGAGGUUCCAAGAUACAGGAAGCUUAUCUAAUCUUCCAGGAUUUCUCUGAGAAGUACCCAAUGACAAGCUUGAUCUUGAACGGCAAGGCAGUUUGCUGCAUGCAUAUGGGUAAUUUCGAGGAAGCCGAGACUCUACUGCUUGAAGCACUCAAUAAGGAUGCUAAAGACCCAGAAACUCUUGCAAACUUAGUUGUAUGCAGUCUUCAUGUCGGGAAAUCAUCUUCACGCUAUCUAAGCCAGCUGAAACUUUCACAUCCAGAUCACGUGCUUGUGAAGCGAGCAGCAUCAGCUGAAGAUAACUUCGAGAGAGCGCUUCAAUCUUUCGCCUGAAGGACCUCAGAAUCCACAGUUCGAAUUUAAAAAAGAGUCUUUAUCACCUGGAAUCGACUGGCUUUAUAAUCUACCAUAAGAACUUCAUAUUCAAACCAACUCUGUCUUGAAAUUAUCGGAAUAUGUAACAGUUUUUUUUUCCAUUGGAUAUGUUGCAUUCACUCUGAUUUCUCACUGAAGCUUUUAAUGUCAUUGAGCUAGAGCUCUUGUUCUUCAA
Eutrema salsugineum is the source of this 1225-nucleotide messenger RNA. Its product is annotated as coatomer subunit epsilon-1. NCBI's taxonomy places the organism in Eukaryota, Viridiplantae, Streptophyta, Magnoliopsida, Brassicales, Brassicaceae. Gene Ontology annotation, biological process: retrograde vesicle-mediated transport, Golgi to endoplasmic reticulum; endoplasmic reticulum to Golgi vesicle-mediated transport; intra-Golgi vesicle-mediated transport. Gene Ontology annotation, cellular component: COPI vesicle coat. Bases 127 to 1008 code for a protein of 293 amino acids. The record is from RefSeq and is a predicted model, not a curated record. Gene Ontology annotation, molecular function: structural molecule activity; protein binding. The transcript has 7 exons.